AUGGCUCUAUUCGAUAUCAUUGGUAUUACUUUCGUCGCUAUCAGAGGUGCUUAUAAAUUGGCUGUUGCUAUACGUGACUCAGAAUCGAUUAAUGCUGAACUUAAACAAGUUGCAAUGCACAUGACAAAUGAGUUAAACAUUGUUGGAGGUACAUUGGAUCAGUUACAGCAUUUCGCUCAUCGAGCUACUGUACAAGAUGAAUUUCUGUUAGUUAAAAAUAUCAAUGAGUUAAAGUCAAUAAUAGAUGACGCUCAAAAUAUUUUACAAGAUGUCAUCCGUGAUCGCAGCUUUUUCGCGCGUUUACUCAUGAAAAAUGAUGUUUAUCGACAACAACUUCGUGAGAUCAGUAACCGUUUACAUAAUAUAUGUCACACUGUUGAGGGAGCAAUACCUGCCAUGACAAAAAUUGUAAUUCCAUGUCGAGACUUAUCAGAUUUUCGAAAAACAUUUCGUGAUGUACCUGACAAAAUACUUUCUUUACAUGAUUUUUCUUUUAUAAAAAAUACUUCAAACACAGUCGUGCCAAUUACGAUUGAAGAAACUGAUACGACGAAAUGCUCAUUUUAUAUGAAAUUAGAUAAUCAACAAAUUAUUUUAAGUUAUCAACUAAGAACAUGGUCAGCUUUGAAUCCUAAACUAAUAGUUCUUGAUCAACGUCGACAAAGGUUUCAAGAACUUUGGCGUGUGAAAAAGAAACUUGAGCAUCCUGGUAGUAGUCCAAGUAUUGUUUUGAACUCGUCAACAAAAUCAUUACCAGACUUGACGAUUGCACAACCCCAACCAUCAACAGCAGUUGCUACAGACAAUAUUCCUGAAAAACUUGAUUUUUCGGAAUUCUUUAUGUCACAUGAUGAUAUUUGUGGUAUGGCAUUAACACGGUCGUUUAUUUAUAUAGCAACAAAAUAUGAAAUAACAAUUAUAUCAUUAGAUAGACAAGAAAUAGUUGCUCAAUUUGGUACA
Molecule: messenger RNA, 960 nt
Organism: Rotaria sp. Silwood1
Lineage: Eukaryota; Metazoa; Rotifera; Eurotatoria; Philodinida; Philodinidae
Source: the annotation of a GenBank genome assembly